Molecule: messenger RNA, 786 nt
Organism: Lathyrus sativus (Indian pea)
Lineage: Eukaryota; Viridiplantae; Streptophyta; Magnoliopsida; Fabales; Fabaceae
Source: the annotation of a GenBank genome assembly
AUGGCCACCGCACCAACACCGCGUGAAGAGUUCGUCUACAUGGCGAAACUCGCCGAACAAGCCGAACGUUACGAAGAAAUGGUGGAGUUCAUGGAAAAAGUAACCGCCGCCGUGGAAAGCGAGGAACUCACUGUCGAGGAAAGGAACCUCCUCUCCGUCGCUUACAAAAACGUGAUCGGAGCACGACGCGCUUCGUGGAGGAUCAUCUCCUCCAUCGAACAGAAGGAAGAAAGCAGAGGCAACGACGAACACGUGGCGGUCAUCCGUGAUUACAGAUCUAAGAUCGAAACUGAACUUUCCAACAUCUGUAACGGUAUUCUCAAACUUCUUGAUUCACGUCUCAUCCCUUCUGCUGCGCUAGGUGACUCCAAGGUUUUUUACCUUAAGAUGAAAGGUGAUUAUCAUAGGUAUCUUGCUGAGUUUAAGAGCGGCGCUGAGCGUAAAGAUGCCGCUGAAAGCACUCUCACUGCUUAUAAAUCUGCUCAGGACAUUGCAAACACUGAGCUGCCUCCAACUCACCCUAUCAGGCUUGGUCUUGCUCUGAACUUCUCCGUGUUUUACUAUGAGAUUCUUAACUCUCCUGACAGGGCUUGCGGCCUUGCAAAACAGGCUUUUGAUGAGGCUAUAGCUGAGUUGGAUACAUUGGGAGAGGAGUCAUACAAGGAUAGCACUUUGAUUAUGCAACUUCUCCGUGAUAACCUCACCCUUUGGACCUCUGAUAUGCAGGAUGACGGUGCUGAUGAAAUCAAAGAAGCUGCACCUAAAGGCAACGAUGAACCACAGUAA